Molecule: messenger RNA, 396 nt
Organism: Caenorhabditis bovis
Lineage: Eukaryota; Metazoa; Nematoda; Chromadorea; Rhabditida; Rhabditidae
Source: the annotation of a GenBank genome assembly
AUGAUGUCCGAGCUAUGGUCAAGAAUAACGCGAAUCGCUCAAGAUUGGUGCGCUGUGUGCUCGAUCUCAAUCAAUUUCUACCUGGUGCUUCUCAUCAAAUUCCGAUCGCCGCCCAAAUUGGGCAAUUAUAAAUACCUAAUGAUGUAUAUCUCAUCGUUUCAUAUUGUUCACAGCGCGAUCGCCGCCUCGAUCAAGCCAAUCGUGUUCUCGUACAAAUCCCUAUUUGUGGUGCUCGUCGAUUUGAAUUAUUCGCUAGUUGACAAUCAAAUCGCCGAGCUAUUCAAUGGCAAACGAUUUCGCGUCGAGACCAAAUUUAAAGGAUCAUCUUCAACGCAAGAGCUCACGCAAGCAUUAUGGGCGGGGCUUGGAGAAAUGCCAACUCGAAUGCGCCUUUAA